Molecule: messenger RNA, 1685 nt
Organism: Argentina anserina (silverweed cinquefoil)
Lineage: Eukaryota; Viridiplantae; Streptophyta; Magnoliopsida; Rosales; Rosaceae
Product: F-box/LRR-repeat protein 13-like
Exons: 4
Coding region: 157-1476 (439 amino acids)
Molecular function (GO): protein binding
Source: RefSeq, a predicted model, not a curated record
CUAAAACCCAGAAAAGGAAGCAGUUCUUGAAUCUUCGACAUUCUCAGUUGAAAACUCCUCCAUUUCAGUCGUUGAUUUCACUGCUACGUCCUUCUUUGAAUCUCUCUGAACCUUGCAACAUCUUCAUUUCUAAUCAGUCCAGGUUGUAAAAUUUCGAUGGAAAAGCCACUAAAAAGAACCAGAGAUGAGAACAGUGAUCUACCUACAGCAAUUGUUAAUCAGAUAUUUUCCUUCCUUCCCACGGUAAAUGCUGUCAGAACCACCAUUUUGUCUAAGGAAUGGGACCAAGUUUGGACAAAGUAUGAAAAUCUAGACUUUGACAGUGAAAGGGAUUUCAGGGAUGUUGAUGGCUUUGUUGCAUUAGUGAGCAGCGUACUCUACCUUCGUGAUUCAGUGGACAUACGUAAAUUUCGUCUUAACAUUGUGUUUCCCAAGCAUUUACCUUGCAUUGAUGAUUGGAUUUGCACUGCUGUUUGGCGUAAUGUUGUUGAGCUGGAUCUUCGUGUUAACUUUGGUCAAUGGGAAGGAUAUUUUUAUUAUCCUGAGCGCAUCUUUCGGUGUAAAACCCUUCAGGUUCUGAAACUGAACCUAUAUUACUGCCAGAUAACCUGUGAUCCUCCUACAUCGGGCUCUUUCCCAAGUCUCAAGUUGCUUCAUGUAUCAGUUAAGAAACCUGAGGAUGAAGCAAUGCAGAAGCUUUUCUCAUGCUGCCCUGUACUGGAGUGUUUGAUUAUAGAAGGAUCAAUGAGUACAUAUUCCAGUUUUAAGAUCUCCGCGCCAAAACUGAAGAUGUUGAUAAUAAGUUUGGAAUGUACAUGGAAGAAGUUUGACAUUUCUGUUGAUGCUCCAGAGCUUGAAAAGCUAUAUCUGAACUGGCCUGGUGUGACUGAGGGGGGUGCAAAACCCUUAGUCAAAGCCAAUAUCCCUUUCAGCCACUUAGAAAUAGAAGGACAACUUGAUCUUUCUAAGUUUCCAACGAAACUACUAGAUCAAGUUUCUGAUUUUAAAUCUGUAUAUCUGUCAGCUGAUUGCUUGGAGAUAUUGCGUCUUCCUGAUGAUCGGCAUCUUCCUUUUCUGCGUAAUGUGAGCCAAUUGAAGCUGGCUAUUUGUGGUCAUUGUUGCUGGAAAUUGCUAGCUGUUUUUCUGGACAGUGCACAUAGCCUUGAAGAUCUUGUCUUGGAAUAUAGAGCUCAAUGUCAUGCAAAAGUUGCAGAGACUCAAUGGAUACCACCAAGGGAUGUGCCUGUUUGUUUUUCAUCAAAUCUAAAGACUAUCUCCUUCAAGGGAUUCAAGGGAUUGCCUGCUGAGAUUGAAAUAAUAAGGUACCUGUUGCAGAAUGGUCAGCUAUUGGAGAAGAUGACAGUUUCCCCACAUAUUCGUCUCUCUUAUCUGAAUCAGGAGGAGUUAUAUGCACAGUUUAUGACGUUCCCCAGGGCAACAGCAUGCUACUUUGAGUUUAUGCAGAUGCAAGUAUAGGUUUAACAAGAAUCUCAGUUUAUUCCCUGUAUUUAGAAGCAGGGCAGCAUGCGUAAUCAAAGCUGAAGAAUUGUUCAUAAAGAUCUGUUGUGCUGAAGCCUAAACUUGGAAAUAUUUUUGGUACUCUUUCAAAAUGCAGAAAUACCUUGGUUUGAAACUACUCAUGGUUGUCUCUUGGUGUCUUAUAUGACCUUUUGCCUUCUACCCUG